AAAGGUGCUGUCAGUUGUCAAAGUCAGUGUGACACUUUUUUGCUUUUUAUUGAAAAUUGAAGUAGCGAGAAAAUAACACCAAUUUUACUUGAUUUUUCUUUCGAAAGAAGUUAAUUAAGUUACGUUGAAGGACUUGUAAUUGUUACACUGGCUGCACCUGAUUCGGACAAGGCUCAAACAAUGGAGGUGGACGUAUAUACCAUUCCUGAGACUUCUCGUUUACCACUCAUCGACGAAACAUCGGCUCUUGGGACGACGGCACCGAAAGACAGGUUGAUAGCCGUGCUGGACCAAGUGGAGAUGCGCGUGGAGCGUCUACGGCGAGACACGGUGCGCAUAGAGGAGGAACGGGACUCCUUGUUGUCCACCCUCGACAGUGUGAAGCAUUCCGAGCUGCUGGCUGAGAUUACUGAAUGUGAUAAGGACGAUAUCACGCGGUACGCGGACCGCAUCUUGGCGCGGGCUAUGACCGUGGAGGUAGCAGUCCGGACUGACCGUGACCCGCAGCAAGAAGAGGCUUUGCACCAGGUGAAUCUGUUAAUAGACCAGCUAGUGGUAUCAGUUCACGAAGACACCGUCAUAGCGCAUACACGCUGUCAGACGUACAUGAAUGCUUGUACAUCCCAGCCGGAUUACAGCAGUGGGACCGACAGAAACUUUGAAACGGCCAUACUGGGAUGCACGCUGGACGACCAGAAACGCGUCAAGAAACGUCUCCAAGGACUCCUAGACUACAUCGCGAAGAUGAAUGUUACUACGUGCUCGUGAGUGCGGGCUAACUUUACCAGUCUUCAUAUUCAAUGAAAGUUUUAAUGCUUUACGUUUGCGUCUACGUUUUUUGUAAGUUUCUUCGUACUCGCAAGUUCUCGGCUUCUUAACAAUAUUUGAUAGGAACUGGCAAAUAUUUGUUUGUCUUAAAUGAUAAGUAUUAUAGCCUGCUUAAAAAUAUUGUGACAGUUUUUUCUGUAGUUUAAUAUCGAAAACAUGCUAAAUCGCAAAUUGUUUUGUUGGUCUAAUAUUAUUAAUUGAAUAAUAAUGAUGCCUUAAACUU
This is a messenger RNA of Maniola jurtina (meadow brown), 1051 nucleotides long. Its product is annotated as BAG family molecular chaperone regulator 2. Lineage: Eukaryota; Metazoa; Arthropoda; Insecta; Lepidoptera; Nymphalidae. The coding region runs from base 181 to 768 and encodes 195 amino acids. The record is from RefSeq and is a predicted model, not a curated record. Gene Ontology annotation, molecular function: adenyl-nucleotide exchange factor activity; protein-folding chaperone binding. Gene Ontology annotation, biological process: protein stabilization. The transcript has 4 exons.